UUUUUUUGUUAGAUCUCUUACUUCAAGUUGGUUGUUUCUUUGUAUGCAGAGUCUUCAUUCGGGAGUUGAAACGACUGGACAACAUUACACAGUCUCCAUUCCUUUCACACAUCACUUCGAGCAUUCAAGGUCUCUCUACCAUCCAUGCCUACAAUAAAGGAGAGGAAUUCCUGUACAAAUACCAACAACUGCUGGAUGAUAAUCAGGCACCAUUCUACUUGUUCAGCUGUGCAAUGCGCUGGCUGGCUGUCAGACUGGAUAUUGUCAGCAUUGCCCUCAUUACAACCACCGGCUUAAUGAUUGUCUUAAUGCACGGCCAAAUCCCACCUGCUUAUGCUGGGCUCGCCAUCUCUUAUGCUGUUCAGUUAACGGGGCUGUUCCAGUUUACAGUCAGGUUGGCCUCAGAGACAGAGGCUCGCUUUACUUCUGUGGAGAGGAUUGACCAUUACAUCAAGACUCUUUCCCUGGAAGCCCCAGCUCGGAUCAAGAAUAAGGCUCCCCCUCCAGACUGGCCCCCCGAAGGAGAAAUUAUCUUUGAAAAUGCAGAAAUGCGGUAUCGUGAGAGCCUGCCACUUGUCCUCAAAAAAGUGUGCUUCACCAUCAAACCCAAGGAGAAGAUUGGAAUCGUGGGGAGGACGGGCUCAGGAAAAUCCUCUUUAGGAAUGGCUCUCUUUCGCUUGGUGGAACUCUCAGGAGGCUGCAUUAAAAUUGACGGAGUAAAAAUCAGUGACAUUGGCUUAGCAGAUCUUCGGAGCAAGCUUUCCAUAAUUCCCCAAGAGCCAGUCCUCUUCAGUGGCACUGUGAGAUCUAAUCUGGAUCCUUUUACACAGUACAGUGAAGAGCAAAUCUGGGAGGCUUUGGAAAGGACUCACAUGAAAGACUGUAUUUCUCAGCUGCCCAUGAAACUUGAAUCUGAAGUGAUGGAAAAUGGUGAAAAUUUCUCCGUUGGGGAGAGGCAGUUGCUUUGCAUCGCCAGAGCCUUGUUGCGUCGUUGUAAGAUCUUGAUCCUGGACGAAGCAACAGCUGCUAUGGACACCGAGACUGAUUUACUGAUCCAAGAGACUAUCAGAGAAGCCUUUGCAGACUGCACAAUGCUGACAAUCGCUCAUCGUCUGCAUACGGUUCUGGGCUCUGAUCGGAUUAUGGUACUGAUGCAAGGACAGGUGGUGGAAUUUGAUACUCCAUCCGCUCUUCUGUCCAAUGAGAAUUCCCGCUUCUAUGCCAUGUUUGCUGCUGCAGAAAAUAAGGUUGCUGUAAAGGGCUAAAAUUCAGGGCAAAGUCACUUUAAUAUGGAGUGUAAUUCUUCUCUGCCUGUGGCAGGGAGGUUCCUCCUCCUCCAUUUCCAUGUCUUUCAAGCAGGUUGUCUUUUCACUCUUAAUUUUUUAGGAUCGUGGGUCAAGAUUUGAGUUCUUUUUUUAAGGAAAAAAAAGUACUGUAAGGAGGAUUCUUUAUGGUUUUUAUUAUGUAUUUAUUUCAUAUUCUUCUUACUAAUUUUUGCUAUUAAAUGCACUCUACGAAAUGGCUCAGGGAGCCAUGUUAUAAAUGUAUCCAGAGGCCUAUAUUGAAGCUUUAUACAUGUAGCUAUAUCUAUACAGAAUACUGUACAUAGCCUAUAUUUACAGUGGAAAUGUAAGCUGUUUAUUUUAUAUUAAAACGAGCGCUGUGGUAAUACCAGUGCAUAUUCUUUUCUAUCAUUUUUUUGUACCAUUUAAUGGCGUUGGGAAUCUGGCUUUGGCCAGGCUGCACUGGAGUCUCCCUGGUCUGUUGCAGCCAGGUUUGCUCUUGGUGCUGGAUUUUCCCCAACUUCCUUGUGUGGCCUCCCUCCCUCCCUCCCGCAUUUUCAUUGUCCUACACAAGGGGUGUGGACCUUGAUGAGACGGCGGAGGUGCAUCCAAGCAGUCAAGGACCUUGACAAACCGUUGGCACAGAUGGAUAGGAGCCCCAGUUUCCCAUGGUACCGACCCCUGGAGGGGUUAACCUUUUUUCCCUUUGGGUGAUUUUGUUAAUGAACUCUUAUCAGUAGCAGUAAGUGAAGAGCUACCACAGCACCUCAGGUACCUUCAAACCCAUGGCCAUUCACUCGGGUGCAAUAAAGAGACCAUGGUGACCCUGUUGGUUGGCUGGCUGAUAUUUUAUCAAGUGCAAAUUCAAGCCACUCCUGUUUUGCUAAGCAAAAGCACCUGUCCAGAGCGUCCAGCAUUAUUGCUGAGCUAUAGCAGCGAAUCUUUUUCAGACUGGACCCUGCUACUUCCUAUAGCGUUUCUCUGCUGAGUUGCAGAUUUAGAGAUAUUAAUGCUUACUCUGGACAGUUCUCCAGAUAUUUUGAUAUUUCUAACAGUUAUUCAUUCAUCCAACUCUGUACGUGCACAAACUUUUGCUCCUGCAUACUUGUUACUGAAAUUGUUACAUCCCCAACACCUUGCAGCUUUUAGCAGGCACCUGAUCAAGUUUGACACUGGUGUAGGAAAUUUUAUUUUCUAAUUGUAAAGAGACCUACCUCAGGUUGCUGGUCCUGUGUUGUACGUUACCAUGGUUACUGUACACCAUCUGUGUUGUAUGGGACCAGUAGCCCAGAUGGGCAUGGUCAGUCUUGUAAUAGCUGUUUCAAUUGGUCAGCACUGCAUGUUUGUUGGUUGGUUUGUUUUUCUUUGUCCAGGUGGACAUUUUAUAGCCUUAGCAUGUUUGCAAAUUGUCUUGUCCAGACAGACAUCUGCAAAAGUAAAUAAAGAUUAUUUUGGUUUUUGUAAA
Python bivittatus (Burmese python) is the source of this 2748-nucleotide messenger RNA. The record is from RefSeq and is a predicted model, not a curated record. NCBI's taxonomy places the organism in Eukaryota, Metazoa, Chordata, Lepidosauria, Squamata, Pythonidae.